This is a messenger RNA of Clonostachys rhizophaga, 3018 nucleotides long. The record is from the annotation of a GenBank genome assembly. Lineage: Eukaryota; Fungi; Ascomycota; Sordariomycetes; Hypocreales; Bionectriaceae.
AUGGUCUUCGCCAGAAUAUUGAACGCGGUUGUAGUUUUUUUAACCCUUGAGAUACUUGAAGAGUUCCUCCCGCUCCUCCACGGGCAUCACUCUAAGAGCAUCUCGCACACCCUUCCAUCCGGCACGCUUGUUGUCGCGAACCAAGGUGGCAACUUCCUCGGCAAGGUGCUCGUUCUUGAGCGCCUCAACCUUCUCUCCAAUCUUCUUCCUCUCAGACUCGUACCACUCGGAUACAGCCUGGUCGUUCUUCUCCCAGUCAUUGAUGCCAGACCAGCUCUUCAGGAGGUGCAGGUUCUGGGCGCGUUGCUGGCUCUUCUGAGCAGUGCUCUGGUUGGCGACAGGAGCCAGGGCGCUAGUGGACAUCUUCCUGAGGACGAACUCCUCGUUGAGUCUUCGGCGCAGACGCCAGUAGAAGAAGCGGCGGGCGUUGAUCCACUGAAGCUGGUCACGGAUGACACCCUUGGCCUUCAUGCGUCCAGCACGGUCGUGGAGGUCAGCGUACUGGGCAGCAAUCUGGGCGUAGAUGGGCAACAGCUGCUUCUCACGCUCAGCCAUCUGCUUCUUAAUCUGCUCAGACUGGUCGGCGGUGAGGUUCUUGUUCUCGAGCUGUUUCUUGAGGUUGGCGUAGGUCUCAUCCAGGCGGGCAAUGGUUGCCAGCUGCUUGUCCUUGCGGUACUUGAUACCGAUGAUACCAUCAGGCUCCAGGACACCACCACGGGCCUCUUCAUCAGCAUACAUCUCCAUGGUGUCUGGAGAGAUGGGGGGAAUGUAGAUGAAGAUGGGCUGUUCAUACUUGACGAGGGCGUCGACAAUGAACGAACCGUACUUGAGAACUUCGUUGUACAUGUCGCGCUGACCACCAGAGAAACCACGCCAGUUGGCAAGGAUCAUCAAAGGCAGCUGCUCACCAUUAUUGAAGUCAUUGAUAGCCUGAGCAGUCUUGAAGGCAGAGUUGGGGUACCAGACACCACCAGCCUCCUGGCCGACCUGCUCGAUAGAGUCGGGGUUGGCAGGGUCGGCAGGGGUGAUGUUCUCGACCGUGCGAGUCUCGACAGCAAUGACGCCCAUGGGGAUACCACCAAGACGAGCACGACCAAUCACAACGGUACGAGCCCAACCACCAAGAGCCUCGACAAAGGAGUCCUUGUCGAAGAGACCGCUCUGGAAGCUUCCAUCAUCCUCAGUCUUACCACUGAUCAACCAGCGAACAUCAUACGGCUGCUUCUGGGGAGGGGUGUAGAUGACAUCACGAUCCCACUCAUCAAUGACGGGGCUCAGCGCGACGGGGUUAUUGCGCUUGUCAGCGAAAUCAUCGUUGGCAGUCAUGUGAGAGACACCGUUACGGUACAUGAUCUGAGUGCCACCGAGCUGCAGGUUGGAAGUGUAGACUUCACGUCCAAGCAGGUUGUUCAGGGCAGGGGCACCUGUCAGGAUAAUGGGUUGACCCUCGAUCUGGACGACACGCUGGCCGAGGCGAACAAGGGUGACGGUGAAGAUGUCGUUGUACGCUCGGCUGGUGGCACCGGCAAUCAGACCAGAGCCUCGCAAACACUCGACACCCAAACCAUCCUCCUUUCCGAUAAUAGUGACAAUCUUGAAUCGCUUCUCGCCCCUCUCGGAAAUCUCCUCGGUAAUAACGGAAUGCUCGAACCGAGUCUUGGUCUCCUCAUCCAGAUACAGGUAACGGAACCCAGCAUCUGGCUUGCCGGCAUCGUUCCAUGCAACCUUGAAGUGAGGCAUCAACUCUUCAGCCAAGCCCAGGCGGGCGCCAGAGUUGGCGGAGAGGUAAAUGCGGGGAAUACCAAGCUUGCGAGCCAGCUCAGUGCACUUGUGGAAGAAGUUAUCCUCCUUGGGACCGAAAGAACCAAUCUUGUAGGUAAUGUCGUUGGCGACGACAAUGAAGCGACGUCCGCCAGGGUACUCAGGGGUGCGAGCACGGAAAAUCCAACCAACCAUACCGCAAGAGUUGGUUCCAGGUUCACGGUUGACCUCCUCCAAGUUGUCCUUGUCAUCGAGGACAAGCUCGGUGAAGGCGAGGCACUCGCCAGUCUUGGGCUGCUGGGAGGCCAGGGAAGGCUGCUUCUCGACGGCCUUGGCCCAAGAGUUCUGGAUAGCUUGACGGAAGAGCUCGGGGAAAUCGUAAACGUACUGGGUUCCCAUAAGAUGGGCCUUGUAUCGCUUAGGCUGCAGCCAGUUCUUGGUAGCGUACGGGGUGGAAACAGGCAUCAGGUGCAUAGGGCCCUUGUCCUUGGUACCGCCAAUGCUCUGGAAGACCCAUUCACCCUUCUCCGACUUGCGCUCAGCAUACAAGUCGACGUCGACAAUGAAACCAGAGGUGUUGGUAAUGAUAACACGGAGAGGGUAAGGAGUGCCGGUCUGGGGGUCAGUGCAGAUAAUGCGGAUUUCGACCUGAGCCACACGGAGUCUCCAAGCACGGAUUCCGAAGCGGUCCAAGAAUCCCUGCAGACUCUGCUCGACAUCGCGAGGGUGAAGCUGGAAGACAGGCGUGAAGUUCAUGAAGAUGUGGUUCAGAUCGGAACCGUUGUUGCCAGUGAUCUCCAGAGCAUCGAAGAUAUCGUUGACGACACGGUCGGCCUCGGAGAUCAGGUACUCAGCGGUAGGGAUCUCGUCUCGGAGACGGCCAGGGCGAAUGACGGCACGUGUGAAGUAUCGCUUGUCGGUGUCGACAGUCUUGCCAAGGGCCUCGUAAACGUGGAUAUUUUUGUUUUCCGUGAAUACAGGCUUAAUGUUGAACUUGGCAAGGCGAGCCAAUUCCAGCUGGAAGGCCAAGGCAGGCUCCAUGUGACGAAUACUGUCGUCCUCAUUGUACUCAGGACCACGGAAUGUGUAGUAGCGAGGGUAAGAUCCGUCGCUGUUUCCACAGAUGAAAGUCAAGCGACGAACACCACGAGCAAGCAAAUCUUCCUUGAAAGGAGCAAUCAGGGAGUUGAGGCGAUCAAGGGUCUCCUGAUCAUUGGUAGCCUCGGCAUCUCUAACUGCAACGUUGACAACAGCUGA